Micropterus dolomieu (smallmouth bass) is the source of this 3198-nucleotide messenger RNA. RefSeq lists its product as uncharacterized. The transcript has 11 exons. The record is from RefSeq and is a predicted model, not a curated record. Lineage: Eukaryota; Metazoa; Chordata; Actinopteri; Centrarchiformes; Centrarchidae. Gene Ontology annotation, molecular function: nucleic acid binding. Bases 196 to 3114 code for a protein of 972 amino acids.
UUUCAUUCCCGAGCUCAGCAUGUCUUCAAACGGCCUCGCUUUUACUCUGAAGGCUGGACACCAAAACCAGAAGUUUGUAGGAGUUUGUUGACAGUCCAGAGUUCCUCCCUGCUAAGCAGCUGUCAACAUCCCGAGGACGACUUUGAGCACGUCAAAGCUUCGGCAUAUCCACAAAUAACGGAAGGGUCGGCCAUAAUGGAUGAUGACAUAGAGGAGUCUAUGCACAGAGCUAGAGAGCCUGUAGACCAGGGUACUUGCUUCACCAACACUCAAAAGGAUGAGUUUCCCUUCUGGGGCGCAGGGGUGGCCUCCUACACAAUGUCCUCAACUUCUGCCUCUGUGGGACGUAGACACUGGGACGUUGAAAGCGGCAGUAGCUCCUUGGACUGGUCAUCGAACUACGAAAGACCUACUGUAGAUGACUCUAAAUUUUAUCCUUCAUCUGCUUCGUCUAAUUUUGCAAGCGGUGGGGACAGUAGGUUUAAUACCUCCAAUAACAGAGAACACGAUAUGCAGUCCAUUCCAGGUUUAGGUGAUUAUGACUAUGCAGGGUCAGACAAACCUGUCGCCUCUACAGAGUCUAGUCGACCCAAGCACACUUCUGAAUCCGCUGCAAACAUCCUCCUGCGCUAUGGACUUGAAAAAGAGGACUUGGACCAUCUCAUCUUUUACCCUGAAGACCAGCUCACUCCCGAUAACCUGCCGUUCAUCUUGCGCCAAAUCGGCAUUCAGAAGGCCAAGAGUGCUACAUCAGCAGUUCAGUCAGUACCCUAUCCUGAACCCCAACCCACCAGAAGUGUGAGUGGAAUGGACAGUCACAGUUUGAGUAGUUCUAGAGGGGCAGGGAUGCGCCAGGAGGAAAGGUCUAUUGCUGUUCUCCAGCCAAGCAAAGUGAUUGACUAUGGAAAUACUGGCAAAUAUACUGGAGGGGUUGGGGAUGAGAUUGGAAUGACCAGUGGCAGUAGAUCCAACAGUGGUGGGAGGGGAAGUACGUUUCUGAUGGACGCUUUCAAUAGUAGCAGCCACAUUCGAGAACCACUACUAAAAAAUACAACAGAGGUGAAAAGCAGUGCCUUGGGUUCUUCACGUGAUCAGGCGAGUUCUGUUACCAGUCUUGGCUCUUCGUACAGUUCUGUACUGAGCGCUGUGGCUCCCCCAAGCAAUGAUCCGAACAAACGAUUGCAGACAUCCCAAACAAUCCUCAGCCGCUUCUCUCUGCCAAAGAAGGACAUCGACAUCAGAGUUCUCAAGCCUGAAGCCUCCAAACCCGGUCCCUUAAAAGAACCACAGGCAGAUCGCCAGUCAGCAUUGAAAACUCAACCACCCUGCUCUUUGCUCCGCGGCGUGCAUCCCAGCCAACCCGACCUUGUGCUCGUUGGCAGUAAUGACCCCCAUGGCGCUAAGAAUCAGAGUAAAACACAAGGUCAAAGGUCAACAGUUGCUGAGCAGAUGAAAAAGCAACAGACACAGCAGACGCAGAAGCAGCCAUCAUUGCAGACGGGGCAGGAGAUCAGGCCUCCAGUUUUUCCUGCUGCUAAAUCAGUUCCCCCUGACCAUCUCAUCCCCAUCAUCACUGAUGUUUCACAGGCCAUGCAACGUCCGGUGUUUAUCCGUGGUGAUCCACGCCCCAUCCCAGCUCAGGCAAUCCCGGGUCUGAAUUUCAAUCACGUGAUGCUGCCGACUUCCCACACCCAGCUCCCAGCAAAGGUGGGAGUCUCCAAGGCCCUGCCAACGCCGUCCAUGAUGCAGGACUAUGCGGCGGCCUCACCAGAAAUCUUUCCACAUACCUGUUCUCUGUGUAACAAAGAAUUUAAUCAUAUGAAGGACUGGCUCUCCCACCAGAACACCAGCUUUCACCUUGAGAGCUGCAAACUCCUGCGAAAACAAUACCCAGAGUGGGAUGGUGCUAUAGCACUCGGGCCCAGGGCUGCACAUAAAGAUGCCAAGCCCUCAGCAUCAACCGCUGCACACACUUUCCGGCAUCGUCAUCAGAUUACCAGGCAUGGAAGAGGCUCCCGUUCUAGCUGUUCCAGCUCACCCAGCCCUCGCUGCCACCGCCGCCGCCAUGGCUUGGAGGGUAGAAGCGAGCAACACAGCAGCCGAUCACGAUCAACGCACAGCCCCAGAUACAGUCGCAGAUCUCGUUCUCAUUCCCCAUUGUAUGAGCCCCCGCACUCCUCCCACUAUCAUUCACGUUCGAGGAGCCCUGAAAGACGAUCAUCGGCGAGGAGGAACUGUGAGAGACUAUUGCCACGAAAGAGAAGCGACGGGAGACGAUCGCCACCAGGGAGGAGCAACGAGAGACGAUCGCCACCAUGGAGGAGCAACUGGAGACAAUCGCCACCAAAGUGGAGCAUGGAGAGGGGAUCGCCCCCAAGGUGGAGCGAGGAGAGAGAAUUACCACCAAAGAGGAGCAACAGGAGACGAUCGGCACCAAGGUGGAGCGACGACAGACGAUCGUCACCAAAGAGGAGUGUCAAGAGAUUUUCACCACCAAGGUGGAGCAAGGAGAGACAGUCGUUAUCAAGGACGAGCGAGGAGAGCCGUUCGCCACCAAGGUGGAGCGAGGAGAGACAAACUCCACCAUGGAGGAGCAACAAGAGGCAAUUGCCAUCGAGUAGGAGACGAUCGUCCACAGAAGACUCAUCUCCUCAACGAAAAAAGUCAAGCAGUGCUGAGAGACUGGCUGAGGAACUACUGGAAACAUCAGCUGUGCAGUCUCUGUCAAUGCAGUCGGACCUGGAGGCCAUGGUUAAAGCUCUGGUUCCUGCCUUACUAGCCAAGAUGAAGUCCUCCUCCUCAUCACCAUCUCCCUGCAAAGCAAAGCCCAGCCUGCAGAAGAAGGUAGCAAGUUCUGCUACAAAGACUAAGUCCGGUAAACCUUCACCUCCAACCAUGGUGAGACUCAAAGGGAUUAGUACUUCUGUCUCAUGCAGUGAUGUGAUUGUUGCUGUGGAGCACUUUGGAAAAACCAAGUCAGUUGUACUGUUUCGGUCCAGACUGGAGGCAAUCGUGUGUUUUGAGAAAGAGGAAGACGCUAACAAACUGAAGAGCGUAAGGAGCCUCACUGUGAAAGGAACAGAAAUCACUGUUAUCAGAAAAAAAGGAGACUGAUUCUAAGGAGCAAAAGCAGCCUCCUCAGAAAGAACCUGCCACAUUCAGUGUCUUCACACCUCAAACCACUACAUCCACAACCAC